UCUUUCCCUUUGUCCUUUCCGCCCCGGGCUGCAGUCUUAGAUCUCCUGCAGCCACCGAAUUGCUUGGGGUCUGAGAAAGUAGGGAAGCGGGGGAGGGGGCCCAAAGCACAGGUCGCUAGCCAAAGGUCACCCACCUUUCCUGCGUGCCUACCUUCUCGGUUUGUUGUGGCUGGGGCGGGGAAGUCCAGUCUGCACGAUGUUUUGCUGGAAGGGCUUUUGACUUGGACUCGGAGGUUCCUUUUCCCACCAGCCCCCCCGGGCGAGCUUGAGACUCCACUUCAUUUCUGGGAAGCCAUGGACAAAAGGCAAGGAAAAAUCAAGAACAGGAAGGAUUUAAAAAUAUCAUGCGUCUCCAACAAGCCUCCUGUCUCCAAUCCAACACCUCCUAGGAACCUGGACUCUAGGACCUUCAUUACAAUUGGUGACAAGAACUUUGAAGUGGCAGCUGAUGAUUUAGUGUCCAUUUCAGAGCUGGGUCGAGGUGCCUAUGGGGUAGUGGAGAAAGUUCGACAUGCUCAGAGUGGAACCAUCAUGGCUGUCAAGCGGAUCCGAGCGACUGUGAACACUCAGGAACAGAAGCGGCUUCUCAUGGAUCUGGAUAUCUCCAUGAGGACCGUUGACUGCUUCUAUACCGUCACCUUCUAUGGAGCACUUUUCAGAGAGGGUGAUGUAUGGAUCUGUAUGGAAUUGAUGGACACCUCUCUGGACAAAUUUUACAAGAAGGUUCUGGAGAAGGAGAUGACCAUACCAGAGGAUAUUCUAGGCGAGAUAGCAGUGUCUAUUGUUCGAGCCCUGGAGCACUUACAUAGUAAACUUUCUGUGAUACACAGAGAUGUCAAGCCAUCCAAUGUUCUUAUCAACAAGCAAGGCCAUGUUAAAAUGUGUGACUUUGGCAUCAGUGGCUACUUGGUGGACUCAGUUGCCAAGACUAUGGAUGCUGGUUGCAAACCCUAUAUGGCGCCAGAGAGAAUCAACCCAGAACUGAACCAAAAAGGAUACAAUGUCAAGUCAGAUGUCUGGAGUCUGGGAAUCACUAUGAUUGAGAUGGCCAUUCUCCGGUUUCCAUAUGAGUCAUGGGGAACCCCAUUCCAACAGCUGAAACAGGUGGUAGAAGAACCUUCUCCCCAGCUUCCUGCUGACCGCUUCUCUCCUGAGUUUGUGGACUUCACAGCUCAGUGCUUGAGGAAGAAUCCCGCAGAGCGAAUGAGUUAUCUGCAGCUAAUGGAGCAUCCUUUCUUUACUUUGCACAAAACCAAAGAGACAGACAUCGCUGCCUUCGUGAAGGAGAUUCUGGGUGAGGACUCGUAGGAGAAGGACUUUACCACUCUUUGGAGCACCCUUUCCCCGUCUCCCUGGAAAACAGAAAUGAGGAAGAGCGUUCUCGGUGGUUUGCACAGAUCACGUAGUCCCCAGCCCUGUCCACCUCCAGCCCGGAGCACGGCGUUAGUGUAUUCUCGUGUCAUCCUGUGUAUCUUUGAGCUAACAGAGCUACCUAGCCAGCACCAUUGAAAUUCAAGGCCAAGGACAGUGUCAGGCCACUGCUCCCACAGAAACCCAUUUGACAUCGGGCGUGUGAAGUUUCUCCACCAGCAAGACUCUCAUCCCCAAGACUCCUGGGGGUUCAGAGACCAAUCCUUUGCUUGUCCAAGAGCUGAGGCCUGAGGAGUUAAGAUGUUGGGGUGAGGGUGUUUCUGAAGGAGGGAGGUGUUCGGUCCUUUAGGUCUUGCCAUGUGCCAUUUGUCCCAAGUGCCAAGGAAACUGAGCUAGUCAGCAGAGCUGCCCAGUGCUUUGAAUACAGUGAGUUUCUGGGACUACAA
Messenger RNA from Gracilinanus agilis (Agile Gracile Mouse Opossum), 1817 nucleotides. RefSeq names its product mitogen-activated protein kinase kinase 3 (gene MAP2K3). NCBI's taxonomy places the organism in Eukaryota, Metazoa, Chordata, Mammalia, Didelphimorphia, Didelphidae. The record is from RefSeq and is a predicted model, not a curated record. Gene Ontology annotation, biological process: MAPK cascade; protein phosphorylation. The transcript is spliced from 12 exons. Bases 295 to 1308 code for a protein of 337 amino acids. Gene Ontology annotation, molecular function: MAP kinase kinase activity; ATP binding.